This is a messenger RNA of Zasmidium cellare ATCC 36951, 1626 nucleotides long. RefSeq lists its product as uncharacterized. The record is from RefSeq and is a predicted model, not a curated record. Gene Ontology annotation, molecular function: iron ion binding; monooxygenase activity; heme binding. The transcript is spliced from 5 exons. NCBI's taxonomy places the organism in Eukaryota, Fungi, Ascomycota, Dothideomycetes, Mycosphaerellales, Mycosphaerellaceae. The coding region runs from base 1 to 1626 and encodes 541 amino acids.
AUGCUUCGAUUCAGUUUACAGGUCUUGGGCCUCGCGUUGUUGCUUUGCCUUGUCGUUCCUACUCUGGCGUACAUCUUGAUCCGACAGAGAGCCGAAUACCAUUUGAAAACCAUUGCAGGGCCAGCAGGGAAUCUUCUCACUGGCAUAGGCAUCAGCCUCCCAUACAGAGCCCACAAUGUGAUGCGACAAUGGGCUGUCGAGUAUGGCGAGCUGUUUCGCAUUCGCGUCGGAUGGUACAAUUGGGUGGUCGUCAACAGCGCAGAGGCCAUGAAAGAGAUCUUCGAUAAACAGUCUUCAUCGACAUCAUCAAAAGUACCUGCGCCGAUUGGACACGAUAUUAUUGCCGGUGGAAUGAGAAUGUUUACAAUGCCUUAUGGACCGAAGUGGCGAGCGUAUCGUACCAUCUCUCACCAGCUCUUGUCUCCAAAGAUGACAGCAACAUUUCUACCGUGUCAGGCGUUUGAGAUAAAGCAGCUCGUCCAUGAUCUUGCUCAUUCCAAAACGCCUGAGAUCGAUCCACAUGAACACAUCCGCAGGGCUUCCUUCUCAAUCAUGAUGACAGCCACAUAUGGUCGGCGUAUUCCGACCUGGGAUCAUGAAGACGUCCAUCACAUGCUGAAAGGGAGACAAAUUCUGGGCAAAAUAUCGAGACCUGGGGCAUUCAUCGAAGACGAAAUUCCUCUCUUCGCAUUACUGCCUACCUGGUUGCAGCCGUCGAUGAAAACUGCCACACAACUCGCGGUGCCUGUUCAUGCGGCCAAAAUGAGACUCUGGAAUAUUCUUAAGAAACAAGAUUCAGAGAAAGCUGCGCCUCCCUGCUUUGGGAGGGAAUUGAUGACCAGCGAGUUCAAGGCUCAAGGACUUACGGAAGAGGAUGCUGCAUGGAUUGCCAGCGGUCUUGUAGAGGUCGGCUCAGAGACUACUUCCAUCACUUUGACGAAUCUCAUUCUAUAUCUCGCUGCAAAUCCGCACACUCAAGUACAGGCAAUAGCAGAGCUAUCAAAAGUCGUCGGCGACGAUAGGAUGCCAUUAUUCGAGGAUGUUGCUCGACUCCCGUACAUUCGUGGGUGCGUCAAGGAAAUGCUUCGACUGCAUCCAAUCCCUACGUGGGGACUGAAACAUUACACAGACGGCGACAUAGUCUAUAAGGGCCAGGUCAUUCCGAAAGGUACCGUUGUUCUCGGCAAUACUUGGGCCGUUCACUACGACUCUUCACGCUACCCUGACCCUACUGCAUUCCGUCCCGAGCGCUACGUCAACCAUGACAAGUACUCAGCCGAGUAUGCCGCUAUGUCAGAUCCAUUGCAAAGAGAUCACUACGCUUUCGGUGCUGGAAGACGCAUCUGCCCAGGAUCUCGACUCGCCGAGAACACGCUCGAUCUUGCAUUGGCAAACAUUUUGUGGGCGUUUGAGAUCAAACCGCCAACCGAUGGUGUGGAAAUAGAUCUGACGGAUGACGCGUGGGAAGAGACAGCCUUCCGUCCUCCAAAGCCAUUCAAGGUUCGCUUUGUUCCGCGAUAUGCAAAACGGCGCCGGCUGCUGGAUGAAGCUUGGGCUAGCGCGAAAGAGCAAGGCUACGUUCUCAAAGGCGUGCACAUCGACGAACAAGGAGCUAGUGUUGUAUAG